AUGAAUGACUUAUAUGGAAGAAGUGCAAGCAUUAUGGAAUCUUAAUAGAAAUUAGAAUUAUUCAUAAGUUGUCGUGGAUUAGCUAACAUGGAUACCUUUUCAAAAAGUGAUCCUUAUGUGAUAAUGUAUGUGAAAAGAAAUAACUAAUGGUCAGAAGUAGGAAGAACAGAAAUAAUUUAAGAUAACUUAAAUCCAAACUUUGCAAAGACAUUUAUAAUAGAAUAUUACUUUGAAUGUUAAUAGCCAUUGAAAUUUAUCUGUAAUGAUGAUGAUGGAAAUGGAUAAUUUGAUGUACAAUUUAAAUGAAAAUAUUUAGUUUAUUGGAAGUGUUGAAACUACAUUAGCAAAUAUUGCAGGAGCUAGAGAUUAAUUAUUAAUGUUAAAUCUAAGUAAUGGUAAUAAGAAAACAGGAGUAUUAAUUAUAAGAGCAGAUUAGGUUAGAAUGAUAAAUGAUAAAAUAAUCAUGUAAAUAAGUAAAUUCUAAUUAUUAUAUUUUUUAGGUGCUGAUAAUCUACCUAAUACAAGGUUUUUACCUUGGCAUUGUACAUCACCCUUUUAUAGACUAUAUAGAACAAGAAAGGAUACAAAUUAAUAAUUAUUAGUUUAUGAAAGUGAACCUAUGAAAAGUACUUUAAAACCUAUAUGGAAAAGAUUGGAUAUAUAAUCUUAGAAAUUAUGUAAUGGAGAUUACUAUAUGCCUAUAAAAGUUGAAAUAUGGGAUUAUAGAACUUCAGGAAGUCAUGAACAUAUUUGUUCUACUGAAUUUUCAGUAGAUGAAUUAAAAGGAAAGAAUAUGGUCAAAAAAAUAUUAUUUGAUAAAAAUAAAAAAUAAUCUGGUUCUAUUUGUUUCAAUGAAGUAAUCUAAAUCUAAUUAUAUUUUAGUUUAAAUUAAUUGAAAAACCUAGUUUCUUAGAUUAUUUAUAGAGUGGAACAUAAAUAAAUUUAAUUUCUGCUAUAGAUUUUACAGCAUCUAAUUAAUCUCCAAAAAAUCCAAGUUCUCUUCAUUAUAUUGAUGAUUAAUAUCAUAAAAUGAAUUAAUAUCAAUAAGCAUUAUUAGCUGUAGGAGAAAUCUUAUUAAAUUAUGAUCAUGAUAAAAAAGUACCUAUAUUUGGAUUUGGUUGUAAACCAAGACUCCAUAAUUUAAAUACCCCUUAAACUUUACAUUGUUUCCCAUUAAAUGGUAAUCCUCAAGAUCCAGAAGUAUUCUAAAUGGAUGGAAUUAUGCAAGCUUAUAAUUAUGCAGUAAGGAAUGUCUAAUUUGAUGGUCCUACUUAUUUUAAUCCAAUUAUUUAAGAAUCAAUGAGAAUAGCUUAAACUUGUAAGGAUAUGAAUACUAAUACAUAUUUUGUAUUAUUUAUUUUAACAGAUGGAGAAAUUCAUGAUAUGAAAGUAUUAUAUAUUUCUAUUUUAUAGUAAACAAUUGAUUCCAUUGUAGCAUCCUCUCAUUUACCAUUAUCUAUUAUAAUUGUUGGAGUAGGAGAUGCAGAUUUUACUAAUAUGUCAAUUUUGGAUGAUGAUGAUGGUAAUCUACAUGAUUCUUUUGGAAGGAGAACUCAAAGAGAUUUAGUUUAGUUUGUUCCAUUUAAUUAAUUUAAGAAUAAUCCUGAAUUAUUAGCCAAAAAUGUAUUAUAAGAAUUACCAGAUCAAUUAGUUGAUUAUAUGCUUUUAAUUGGUAAAAAACCUGGACCUAAAAAUUGUAAUUAUUAUCAAUUAUUAUUAUUUUAGUCAUAAAUUUAGGAUAAUUCGAUAUCAAUCAAUAUUCAUAAUAGUAUGGUUUAUAAUAAUAGGUUAUGUAACCUAAUUAAUAAUAAUAAUCAGUACCUUAAAUACCUUAAUAAUCAUUUCCAAAUUUACCACCUCCAUCUUAAUUUUAAUAACCUCCACCUCCACCAUAUACUUAAUAAGUAUAUUAACCUUAAUAACCCUCAUAUUAAUCAUAAUUGCCUUAAUAUCCUACAUAAUAAUAAUCAAGUUAUCCAUAAUAAUAAUAAUAAGUUUACCCUCCUCCUAAUUAUUAAUAGUAAUAAUAAUAAAUAUAUCCUCCUUAAUAAGCUGGAUUCUAAUCUAAAUUUAUUUAAGGUCUAGCCAAUACAAAUUUCUUAGGAUAACAUAUAAAUGAUGCUUAAUAAUAAUAACUUAAUUAAUAAUUGCCUUAAUUUUAAUAUCCCCCUUAAGAACCAGAGAAUCCAUUAGGUAUGCAACCUUAACCAAAUUAAUAUUAAUAAGUAAAACAACCUCCUCCUUAUGUGCCUGACAACCCUUAUGGAUUAUGA
Molecule: messenger RNA, 2273 nt
Organism: Paramecium primaurelia
Lineage: Eukaryota; Ciliophora; Oligohymenophorea; Peniculida; Parameciidae
Source: the annotation of a GenBank genome assembly